This is a messenger RNA of Mercenaria mercenaria, 2019 nucleotides long. RefSeq names its product prestalk protein-like. The record is from RefSeq and is a predicted model, not a curated record. NCBI's taxonomy places the organism in Eukaryota, Metazoa, Mollusca, Bivalvia, Venerida, Veneridae. Bases 1 to 2019 code for a protein of 672 amino acids. The transcript is spliced from 15 exons.
AUGAUGCUCCAUAGUUCUUGUACAGAUGAUUCAACCUGCAGUGGGGACGGUAUAGAACAUGGAAAGGUUGAAAACAGUUACUGUGACAAAACAACGAACGCCUCAAACGGAGUAUGCAAAUGUAAAGAUGGUUUUGCUGAAAAAGAGAAUAAAUGUUACGCAGUGCUCCAAAGUCCUUGUACAAACGAUUCGACAUGCACUGCGGCUGAGAAGAAAGAAUACGGAAAGGUAGAUAAUAGUGUGUGUGCAAAUACAACAAACCCACUAAAGCGAAUCUGUAAAUGUAAAGACGGCUUUGCUGAGACAGGAAAUUUAUGCUCUCGAGUGCUCCAAAGUCCUUGUACAAACGAUUCGACAUGCACUGCGGCUGAGAAGAAAGAAUACGGAAAGGUAGAAAAUAGUGUGUGUGCAAAUACAACAAACCCACUAAAACGAAUCUGUAAAUGUAAAGACGGCUUUGCUGAGACAGGAAAUUUAUGCUCUCGAGUGCUCCAAAGUCCUUGUACAAACGAUUCGACAUGCACUGCGGCUGAGAAGAAAGAAUACGGGAAAGUAGAAAAUAGUGUGUGUGCAAAUGCAACAGACCCACAAAAACGAAAGUGUAAAUGUAAAGACGGCUUUGCUGAGACAGGAAAUUUAUGCUCUCGAGUGCUCCAAAGUCCUUGUACAAACGAUUCGACAUGCACUGCAGCUGAGAAGAAAGAAUACGGAAAGGUAGAUAAUAGUGUGUGUGCAAAUACAACAAACCCACUAAAACGAAUCUGUAAAUGUAAAGACGGCUUUGCUGAGACAGGAAAUUCAUGCUCUCGAGUGCUCCAAAGUCCUUGUACAAACGAUUCGACAUGUACUGCGGCUGAGAAGAAAGAAUACGGGAAAGUAGAAAAUAGUGUGUGUGCAAAUGCAACAGACCCACAAAAACGAAAGUGUAAAUGUAAAGACGGCUUUGCUGAGACAGGAAAUUUAUGCUCUCGAGUGCUCCAAAGUCCUUGUACAAACGACUCGACAUGCACUGCAGCUGAGAAGAAAGAAUACGGAAAGGUAGAUAAUAGUGUGUGUGCAAAUACAACAAACCCACUAAAACGAAUCUGUAAAUGUAAAGACGGCUUUGCUGAGACAGGAAAUUCAUGCUCUCGAGUGCUCCAAAGUCCUUGUACAAACGAUUCGACAUGUACUGCGGCUGAGAAGAAAGAAUACGGGAAAGUAGAAAAUAGUGUGUGUGCAAAUGCAACAGACCCACUAAAACGAAUCUGUAAAUGUAAAGACGGCUUUGCUGAGACAGGAAAUUUAUGCUCUCGAGUGCUCCAAAGUCCUUGUACAAACGAUUCGACAUGCACUGCGGCUGAGAAGAAAGAAUACGGAAAGGUAGAUAAUAGUGUGUGUGCAAAUACAACAAACCCACUAAAACGAAUCUGUAAAUGUAAAGACGGCUUUGCUGAGACAGGAAAUUUAUGCUCUCGAGUGCUCCAAAGUCCUUGUACAAACGAUUCGACAUGCACUGCGGCUGAGAAGAAAGAAUACGGAAAGGUAGAAAAUAGUGUGUGUGCAAAUACAACAAACCCACUAAAACGAAUCUGUAAAUGUAAAGACGGCUUUGCUGAGACAGGAAAUCUAUGCUCUCGAGUGCUCCAAAGUCCUUGUACAAACGAUUCGACAUGCACUGCGGCUGAGAAGAAAGAAUACGGGAAAGUAGAAAAUAGUGUGUGUGGAAAUGCAACAGACCCACUAAAACGAAAGUGUAAAUGUAAAGACGGCUUUGCUGAGACAGGAAAUUUAUGCUCUCGAUUGCUCCAAAGUCCUUGUACAAACGAUUCGACAUGCACUGCGGCUGAGAAGAAAGAAUACGGAAAGGUAGAUAAUAGUGUGUGUGCAAAUACAACAAACCCACUAAAACGAAUCUGUAAAUGUAAAGACGGCUUUGCUGAGACAGGAAAUUUAUGCUCUCGAGGUCUAUCCAGAAACGGAACUUGGUGUGUAACAACAGUAACAACAACUAAAGAUUACCAAAUGCCGCCAUCUUGA